Molecule: messenger RNA, 1779 nt
Organism: Dracunculus medinensis (Guinea worm)
Lineage: Eukaryota; Metazoa; Nematoda; Chromadorea; Rhabditida; Dracunculidae
Source: the annotation of a GenBank genome assembly
UUUUCAGAGAAUGUUUUUGCUUCAUUACCACGUACAGUUCGCGGUCUCCCACUCGUUUUAAAUGUAACAGCUGAUGGAAAGAAAUUACUUUAUUGUAAUGGAAAUUCUGUUUAUAUUCGCUCAAUUGAAAACUGGAAUGAAUGUGAUAUGUAUACUGAACAUGCAACAGCAACAACAGUCGCUAAAUGCUCUCCUUCUGGUUUUUAUAUAGCAUCAGGUGAUCAGUCAGGAAAAAUACGUAUUUGGGAUGCAUCACAGUUAACGCACAUUCUUAAAGCUGAAUAUCCUAUACUUGCUGGUCCAGUGCGAGAUAUUUCAUGGUCGGAUGAUAGCAAGAGAAUCGCAGUUGUCGGUGAAGGUCGAGAUCGAUUUGGGCAUGUUUUUUUAUUCGAUACGGGCACGUCUAAUGGAAAUUUAUCUGGCCAAAGUCGCUCGACUUCAAGUGUCGACUUUCGGCCGGCUCGACCAUACCGAUUAAUCACUGGGUCUGAAGAUAAUACCAUCGCUAUUUUUGAGGGUCCACCUUUCAAAUUCAAAACUCUUUUUCACGAACAUGAACGUUUUGUUCACUGUGUGCGAUAUAAUCUGGAUGGUACGCUUUUUGCUAGUGCAGGAGCAGAUGGGAAGGUUAUAAUUUAUGAAGGCGUAGAGGGAAUGAAACAGGGUGAACUAGUUGACGUGGCCUGUAAAGGAGUUGCACAUGCUGGCAGUGUUUUUGGACUAUGUUGGUCGCCGGAUAAUCUAUAUAUUGCAACUGCAUCUGGGGAUAAAACAGUUAAAAUUUGGAAUGUCGCUUCAAGGCAACUGGAGAAAACUUUCAAAAUGGGCAAUGCGGUCGAAGACCAACAGUUAUCCAUAGUGUGGACAAAUAACGCUUUAAUUAGUGUUAGCCUAUCGGGUUUUAUAAAUUACUUAGAUCGUAAAAGUGAAAGCAUCGAACGAGUCAUCAGUGGUCAUAACAAGCCGAUCACGGCACUUGCUUUAUCUCCUGAUAAAUCUCUAGCUUUUACUGCCGAUUUUGAAGGCAAUAUUAGUGAGUUUUUGAUAUCAAUAACCGGGAUGAUCGUUUCUAAUCAUGGACAGUUAUCUACCAUUGCUUGGGAUGAUUUGAAAUUUCUUUUGAAUUUUUACCAGCUUUCAGGUGAUGUCCAUCCCAGUUUCAUCAAACUGGAGUCACAACCGCGUGGUAUUGCUGCUUCGGCAGAUUGUAGAAUAGUGGUUGUAGCUUGUCAAAAAUCAGUCGCAGUAUUUUUAGAUCAAAAAUGCGUUUUCACAAAUAAUAACAAAUAUGAAUCAACAUGUGUCGCAGUCACUCCUGAUGCUAAGCUGAUAGCAGUGGGGGGACAGGAUAACAGAGCGCAUAUUUACGAGUUUGCUAAUAACCAAUUGAUAAAUGUGAAAGAACUUUCGCAUUCUGGAGCGAUAACUUCAUUAUCAUGGGACUUCAACGGAAUGUUUCUAGUCGUAACUGAUGCAGUAAGAAAGGUAGUGCCAUAUUCAAUGAAGAAUGAUUUCGCAGUAGCCUCGGAAAAGGAUUGGACUUUUCAUUCUGGUCGUGUAAAUUGUUCAGCUUGGUCACCGAAUAAUCGACUUAUAGCAACGGGUGGGAUUGACACCAAUAUCAUCAUUUGGGAUUUGGAAAAAAGUGGCGAGCAUCCAAUUAUCAUUAAAGGUGCACACUCUAUGAGUCCAAUCAAUGCAUUAGCUUGGCUUGAUACCAAAAAGUUGCUUAGUGUUGGUCAAGAUUCAGUACUUAAAACGUGGAUUGUUAAUGUUUAA